AUGGGAUGUGAUGUAUGCCCCGGCUCUUCAAACCCACCUUCGUCGGUCCUCUCUUUACGACCCACCUUCAUGGACCCACUCUCUGCGAUCCGCUUCUAUGGACCCACUCUCUUUACGGUCUACUUCCAUAGACGAACACUUUACGACCCACCUCCCAGGAACCCAAUCUCUUCGACCUAUCUCCUGGAACCCACUCUCUACGAUCCGCCUCCUGGAACCCACUCUCUACGACCUAUCUCCUGGAACCCACUCUCUACGAACUAUCUUCCGGAACCCACUCUCUACGAUCCGCCUCCUGGAACCCACUCUCUACGACCUAUCUCCUGGAACCCACUCUCUUCGACCUAUCUCCUGGAACCCACUCUCUUCGACCUAUCUCCUGGAACCCACUCUCUUCGACCUAUCUCCUGGAACCCACUCUCUUCGACCUAUCUCCUGGAACCCACUCUCUACGACCUAUCUCCUGGAACCCACUCUCUUCGACCUAUCUCCUGGAACCCACUCUCUUCGACCUAUCUCCUGGAACCCACUCUCUUCGACCUAUCUCCUGGAACCCACUCUCUACGAUCCGCCUCCUGGAACCCACUCUCUACGACCUAUCUCCUGGAACCCACUCUCUACGACCUAUCUUCCGGAACCCACUCUCUACGAUCCGCCUCCUGGAACCCACUCUCUACGACCUAUCUCCUGGAACCCACUCUCUUCGACCUAUCUCCUGGAACCCACUCUCUUCGACCUAUCUCCUGGAACCCACUCUCUACGAUCCGCCUCCAGGAACCCACUCUCUACGACCUAUCUCCUGGAACCCACUCUCUUCGACCUAUCUCCUGGAACCCACUCUCUACGAUCCGCCUCCUGGAACCCACUCUCUACGACCUAUCUCCUGGAACCCACUCUCUUCGACCUAUCUCCUGGAACCCACUCUCUACGAUCCGCCUCCUGGAACCCACUCUCUACGACCUAUCUCCUGGAACCCACUCUCUACUACCUAUCUCCUGGAACCCACUCUCUUCGACCUAUCUCCUGGAACCCACUCUCUACGAUCCGCCUCCUGGAACCCACUCUCUACGACCUAUCUCCUGGAACCCACUCUCUACGACCUAUCUCCUGGAACCCACUCUCUUCGACCUAUCUCCUGGAACCCACUCUCUACGAUCCGCCUCCAGGAACCCACUCUCUACGACCUAUCUCCUGGAACCCACUCUCUACGAUCCGCCUCUAUGGACCCACUCCCUACGACUUACCUCCAUGGACUCUCUCUCUAUGGCCCACUUCCAUGGCCCUACUCUCUACGACCCACCGUUUUAUUGCCUACCCUAUGGGGAGUAG
This is a messenger RNA of Penaeus indicus, 1329 nucleotides long. Its product is annotated as mucin-2-like. The transcript has a single exon. Lineage: Eukaryota; Metazoa; Arthropoda; Malacostraca; Decapoda; Penaeidae. The record is from RefSeq and is a predicted model, not a curated record. Bases 1 to 1329 code for a protein of 442 amino acids.